AUGAAACCGUCGAUAGUUCCGCACGCCGACAUGGCCACCGUAGUUAGAGUUCGACGCAAAAGAGAAGUCGAAAAGCCCGAUUCUCUUGUAAUUUCUUGCAAAAGACAGCGCAUAGAUGACUCAAGUGAAAGUCAAAACACUAUAGAAGCUUCUGAAAUCAAAACAACAUUUAAAUAUGCUGGAACCAUUGAAGAAAAGACUGUGUCAGUAGAACGAGUUAUUGUUGGUGCUGUCAGGAAGAACAAACUCGAGAAGGAAUACAAGCACCACCAGGUCAACAUUCCAGCUAAAGUGAGGCUUGAGCAACGAAUGGUUGCAAAAUCAACUCGAUACAAACUGACCGCACAGAAAAGAGAUAUCAAAGUAUUGGAAAAAGACGAUGGUGACAACUUAAUAGCUGGUGCUGCUUCUGCAAGUGUGGUUUCUGACAAAUGUGGCCAAGAUGGGCAGUUCUGCAUCUUUGACAUUGAAGAAGAUGGAGAAGAUUUUUCUGUUAUUUCACAGGUUACUUCAGCAGCUGCAGAUUCUCAAACCGUUAUGUGUAACAAUACUCCAAUGAUCCGAGAAAAGGUUUCGCAGACAACUGUAGGGAGUUAUGUGUAUGACUUGUACUAUGUAAAUACUCCUGGUUUUGAUCAUGGACUAUUGGACAACAUCAUGACAGUGCAAGCAUAUGACGAGGAAUUCGUCUACGAUGGUUACCGAGAUGAUGAGCCCCAGGAGUACUAUGAUGAAGAGGAUGAUAGCAAUGAUGAAGGCAACUGGAGAAAUGACUACCCAGAUGAGGAUCCACUUAUUUAUGAAAAUGAGGAUGCCGAGUAUGGUUAUGGGGAUGAUGGAACUCGUGGUUUCGAUAGUGAUGACAAUCUUACAGACAUGGUGAAUGCCAAAUGUAGAUUAGAUACGCAAGCGGAUGUCCAACUCCAAACUGGUGAUGCAGACCAAGUAGUGAACGUGGCUGAUGAUGAUGGAGAGGAUCUUGCAUACAUGGGUGACUCCAGAUUUGGUGUCCGUGUAAAUGCAAAGAGGCUGCAGCUCGCGGAAAAGAUGAGCAGGACUGCAGAAAAGCUCGCGCUGACCUUGCUGGAGUUGCUGGUCAGUAAGGAAACCAGAACCUGUCGAUAUAUUGCAAGCAGCAGAACAAGGUGGCCCUCGAUGUGA
Messenger RNA from Lineus longissimus, 1161 nucleotides. Its product is annotated as probable RNA polymerase II nuclear localization protein SLC7A6OS. The coding region runs from base 1 to 1161 and encodes 386 amino acids. Gene Ontology annotation, biological process: developmental process. Lineage: Eukaryota; Metazoa; Nemertea; Pilidiophora; Heteronemertea; Lineidae. The transcript is spliced from 7 exons. The record is from RefSeq and is a predicted model, not a curated record.